AUGCCCGACGCAGCCAUACCCUUUGUUUUUCUUAUGCAACUCCCCAUCAUCUUGCUCUCUCUUAUUUUACCUUUGGCCAUUGUCCAUUAUCUGGGGGUGCCCCCUUCCAGUCAAUCUUCCCUUUUCCAGGCCCCCUCUUCUAUUGCUCCCCCUCGCCUUCUUGGAAUUCCAGAGGCUUCCAGCCUCUUCAUGGCGCAACCCGUGGCUCCUCGUGUCAUGGUGGCUCCUCCCGUCAUGGUGGCUCCCGUCAUGGUGGCUCCAGUGGUCAUCUUGGCCGACUUGGCUGACGAUGAAGCUUCCAACUCUUCUUCUUCCCCAACUGGUUCCACCACAACAUUCUUCACUGCUGGCUCCUCCGACUCUCAGCCGCCGACUCCAGUUGCCACUGCACCGCCAUUGCCUGUUGAACCAGAACAACCAUCUCCUGUUGCUGUUCCCCAACCCAAUCAGUUCUGCCGCGCAACCCGUCGUGCCCCCAUCACCUAUUGUUGUGCUUGUACCAGUCCCGGUCAAUGCAAAACAUCCUGGUGCCGCUGUUUCCGAGCCAAACAAGCUUGCCACACCUGCUGUCCCCGUGCCUCCGGCCGCUGCUCUCGUCGAGUUGUUCGUCAGGAUUCCCUUAUCAAUCCCGACCCCUCGCCCUUUCUCAGCCCUGCCGCCCAACCACGGGCAGCCCUCAAUCAUCAAGCCACUCCAAUUUUGGCCACCCAAUCUCCUCUAGCUUCCGUCAGAACCACUCCUACUUCUGCUUCCCAGCCUCCUGCCGCCACUACUACUCCUGCCUCCCAGCUUCCUCCUGGCUGCCAGCACUCCCCGACGGCGAAGUCCCCGGCGCCGGACUCCCAAUACGCCCGGCUCCACUAUUCCACAGCCGCGCACUCUCAACACUCCAAACACCCCAGUGCCGGCUCCACCUCCUCCUCUCGGGCCUACUGA
Messenger RNA from Seminavis robusta, 936 nucleotides. NCBI's taxonomy places the organism in Eukaryota, Bacillariophyta, Bacillariophyceae, Naviculales, Naviculaceae. The record is from the annotation of a GenBank genome assembly.